AUGAAAAUCGAAAUUGUUUUGGCUUUGUCAUUGGUGACAAGCACUACCCUAAUUGACACUGUGCAAGGGGCUAAAAUUUUAUCGGUCUUUCCAUAUCCGGCACCCUCAAAGUACAUCUUUAUUUCGACGCUAUUAAAAGCUUUGGCGGAAAGAGGUCAUGAAGUCACAUCGAUAUCAACAUUCCCCCAAAAGGAGAAAUUAAAGAAUUUUCAUGACAUUGCAGUAAUGGAAAAUUUUCAUUUAUUUGAAGAGUACCUAGAAGAAGCUGCUUCGGGAGAGACCAAAUCAUAUAUCCAAGAAUUUCUUGAGCUUGCCCAACCUGGAAAAUUAAUGGUCACCAAUAUUCUAGAAAAUACUGAAGUCAAGAGAAUUAUGAAAAAUGAAAAGUUUGAUUUAAUCAUCUUAGAUGUUAUGGUAACAGAAGCUUUGCUGGGCUUUGGAGAACAUUUCAAGGCUCCCAUGGUGGCUGUCUCCGCCUUUGGCACCAUUAACUUCAUAGACUAUCUGGUGGGCAAUACUUCACCUCUAUCCUAUAUACCACACAUCAGUGUACCCUAUGACAAUCAUAUGUCGCUUAAGGAAAGAGUUGUAAAUAUGCUAUCAGAAAUUGUGGACCAAUUGUGUUUUAACCAUUACAUAUUACCGCUUCAGGAGGAAGUCUAUAAAAAAUACUUUCCCUCGGCCCAACUCAGUUUAGAUCAAGCUCGUAAAAAUGUCUCUUUGGUAUUGCUGAAUGAUCAUUUCACACUACGUUUCCCCAGACCCUAUGUGCCCAACAUGAUUGAAGUUGGAGGUUUGCAUGUUAAGGCAAAUCCAGACCCUUUAACUGAAGAUCUACAAGAAUAUUUGGAUAAGGCUUCAGAAGGUGUGAUAUAUUUUUCCUUGGGAUCGAAUGUCCAAAGCAAAGAUCUUUCAUCAAACACCUUAAAAGUCCUGCUGGAGGGUUUUAGAGAAUUGAAAAUCAAAGUUUUGUGGAAAUUUGAAAACGAAGAUUUGCCCGGCAAACCGGAUAAUGUUCUCAUACGAAAAUGGUUUAAUCAACCUGCCAUUUUGGCUCAUCCCAAUGUGAAGCUUUUUAUAACACAUGGCGGUUAUUUGAGCACAAUUGAGACUAUAUUCUAUGGCACACCCAUACUAGGAAUACCCAUUUUUGCCGACCAGUUUAUGAAUGUGAAGGAUGCUGUCAAAGCCGGCUAUGCUUUGGAAUUACAAUUGAAUGAAAUGACCAAGGAUAGCUUUAAGAAGACUAUAAAAGAGCUUUGGCGCAAUCCCAAAUACUCAGAAGCUGUUGGACGCUUAUCGAAACGCUACAGAGAUCAACCUAUGACACCCUUGGAGACUGCCAUCUAUUGGGUUGAGUAUGUGUUGCGCAAUGAGGGAGCACCGUAUAUGCGGAAUGCUGGACAGGAUUUAAGUUUUAUGGAAUAUCAUAAUCUCGAUGUAUUUCUGCUAUUGGCGGCAGGAGUUACUUUGAUUUUUGUUGUUAUUUUUUAUGCUAUUUGUUCAUUGAAGAAAAUGUGUGGCAAAGCGAGUAAAACGUCUAAAAAUUCUAAAAAAGAUAAAUUAAAGAAACAUUAA
Stomoxys calcitrans (stable fly) is the source of this 1578-nucleotide messenger RNA. Its product is annotated as UDP-glucosyltransferase 2-like. Bases 1 to 1578 code for a protein of 525 amino acids. NCBI's taxonomy places the organism in Eukaryota, Metazoa, Arthropoda, Insecta, Diptera, Muscidae. The record is from RefSeq and is a predicted model, not a curated record. The transcript is spliced from 2 exons. Gene Ontology annotation, molecular function: UDP-glycosyltransferase activity.